Messenger RNA from Ctenopharyngodon idella (grass carp), 2635 nucleotides. It is a transcript of the gene nmnat1, whose product is annotated as nicotinamide nucleotide adenylyltransferase 1. The transcript is spliced from 5 exons. The record is from RefSeq and is a predicted model, not a curated record. Bases 185 to 1012 code for a protein of 275 amino acids. NCBI's taxonomy places the organism in Eukaryota, Metazoa, Chordata, Actinopteri, Cypriniformes, Xenocyprididae. Gene Ontology annotation, molecular function: nicotinamide-nucleotide adenylyltransferase activity; nicotinate-nucleotide adenylyltransferase activity. Gene Ontology annotation, biological process: NAD+ biosynthetic process.
GAAAACUGCUUGACAUCACUAACCAGUCUAUGACUCAGUAGGCGAAAAUAUUAUUAUUUUUUACAAUAAUAAGCAUCAGAACUGUCAUAAAAGUGGAGUGCAACCUUCCUUAGCAAGUAUGACUGAGCUCUCGCAGUUUACAGUGGAUUUCUUUUUUCUGGAGACAGCGUCCUCUAUAUAAUCAAUGACAUCACACGAGAAAACAAAACUGGUGCUGCUGGCAUGCGGGUCCUUCAACCCCAUCACAAACAUGCACCUGCGGAUGUUCGAACUGGCUCGGGAUCACCUUGAAGACACUGGAAGAUACAGAGUGGUGAAAGGCAUAAUCUCUCCAGUUGGAGACAGCUAUAAAAAGAAAGGUUUGAUUGAAGCCUGUCAUCGGUUAGAGAUGGCUAGACUGGCCACGGAGAACUCUGAUUGGAUCACUGUGAAUGACUGGGAGUGUCAGCAGUCGGAGUGGGUGGAGACAGCCAGAGUGGUUCGGCACCAUCAUGCAGAACUCAUUUCCAGCGAGAACAACAGUGAUGAUGUGGACACAGUGAGGUGUGGGAAGAGGAGAAAGCUGAAGGAAAAUAAAAACAUCUGCCAGAGUUCUUCUUAUAUUAACACACAAGCAGACACCCCUCAUCUGAAGCUGCUGUGUGGUGCUGAUGUGCUGGAGUCAUUUGGUGUCCCGAACCUUUGGAAGCCAGAGGACAUUGAGGAGAUAGUGGGACAGUACGGUGUGGUGUGCAUCACAAGAUGUGGCAGUGAUGCUGAGAAGUUUAUCAAUCAGUCUGAUGUGCUGUACAAACACCGUAAGAACAUUCAUGUGGUUCGAGAAUGGGUGACCAAUGAGAUCUCAGCUACCCACGUGCGCCGUGCCCUGCGCAGAGGACAGAGCGUGCGCUACCUGCUGCCCGACCCUGUGGUUCGCUAUAUUCAGGAUCACAGUCUGUAUAGCUCUGAGAGCGAGCAGAAGAAUGCUGAUGUCAUCCUCGCCCCUCUUCAGAAAUACACCAGCACUAACUAGACUGAUGUUCUGUUUGAUGAAAGGCUAGUCUGUCACCCAUAAAGCUUGAAUGACACUUGAUUCAUAAAGCAUUUUGCUUCCUUGAACACAUUUGGCUGUAAUGAGCAAUUUGAAUGGAUAUUAAACAUAUUGAUGUUUAAUAUCCAUUGGUGUAGAUAUAUGGGUAAAAAUUCAACAAUUUGAACAUGGAGCACAUUAUAUCUAUGGGAUUGAACCAUAUUAUAGGGCCUUUAAAAUGAAGAUUACAAAAGAAAAGUUUAUUAAGAAUGAGAAUAUAGACGGAUAUUGAGAUAUCUUUAAUACUUUUAGAAUUACAGGCACACGAACUUUGGAAAAAUACUAUUUAUGGCACUCAAGACAGGAAUGUUCAAUUGUGCUGAUAGAAAAAAACGAGAUACAUUUCUAGUUUCAACAUUGUUCUUCAGAAAAAUGUGCGACCUUUGAAAAUGUGUACCAAUUUACUCAUGGAGGCGCAUUGAGAUCCCUAUCUCUGGAAAUUAACCAUAUUGGUUUGGGCUUUAAAAAUUAAGAAAAGAAAAGUUUGUUAACAAAAUUAGAAUCUAAAAGGAUAUUAAGACAUCUGUAAUAUGAGUUACAGAAAUGCAAACUUUGGGUGAAAAACACAAGAAGUGCUUUUUGCCAUUUUUGAACUGUUGGCAUAUAAUGCAACAAAGACUGCUAACCUCAACAGAUUUAACUAACAACAGGCCUACUAAUUUUACCCCCUGUAAUCUGACUCCAAAUCUCAGGUGAAAAUUGUAAUUCUGACCCCCUCUACAAAAUAUUGGAUUACUUAGUACAUACACAUCCAUUGCAUUUAAUAUUUUGGCUUUCUUCUUUAUGUUUGUCUUUCUUCAGAAAAAAAAGAAAGAAAAUCAAAAAUUUGAGCAAGGAAAGUUUCUGAAAUUUGGUUGAUUUUGACACGAAAUUACCCAUAUGUGUUUAUGUCUGAGAACCUUUUAUACAUCUUUUAUACACAUACUUGAAUGAUACUGAAAUGACAUACACUGUACAGUACAAAUAUUUUGAGUGUCUCUUAUUCUGUCCCUUAUUUUCCUAUAAAGAACCACAAUUGCCCCUUAUUUUCCUUUCCAGAAGUUGGCAACCCUAAUGAUAUGCCACAUUUGCUGUGACAUUUAUUUGAUAAGUGAGAACAUUUUCCUAAGCAUUUAAACAUCAGAUAUUUUUUAUCAAACUGCUGAGAUCUUGACAUGUAAACAGCAGUCUGACAGUGAAGUGCUCUUGCUGGCUCUUUUGUAGAAUGAUUUUAAUCUGAAGACAUUUUUAGAUCAGUGCUAAUAUAUGAAAACCCUAUUUUAAACCACACAUAUACUGCAGAAAGGUCGGGAUUCCAAGCAAUAACGUCAGAAAUUCCUUUUAGUUGAAUUUUGUUUAGUUUGUUUUCUGUGAAGGUCAAAUAUACCAUCAUCUCCAUUCACCCUCAGGCACUUGUCCUCGUGACCUGGCAAGAUUUAGAAACAGUAAACAUAAAAAAGGCUUUCCCUGAGUUUCCCCUACUCACAAAAUCAGUGGGUCUUUCACUGAUUGUGUCUGUCACCUUGAGUGAUUACAUUUGCAUAUAAUAAAAACAUCUUAGCAGGUGUAACAUUCACUUUCAAGUCA